AUGUCAAAUGAGUCAUCUGAAAUUGCUGCACAAGUAAGAAAAGCAGAUGAAAUUCUUGAUCUCAAUAUGUCAACAUCAUCUCAUUUCAAUAUAUAUGUCAGAGAAGUUCAUGCUAACAGACGAUUCAAACCUCUAAAUGCUACGGGUGUAGAAGAAAACUGA
Cetraspora pellucida is the source of this 162-nucleotide messenger RNA. Lineage: Eukaryota; Fungi; Glomeromycota; Glomeromycetes; Diversisporales; Gigasporaceae. The record is from the annotation of a GenBank genome assembly.